UAUCGUUUUCAUAGAAGAAAACGAUGAAUGUGCAUGACCGCUAUGCUCCCCCCUCUGGUGUUGCCAAAACCGUGCUGAUAGGAGGAUCUGCUAAAACAGGGGAGUGGCUUAUCUUCUCACCAACCCAUUCUCUUUUGGAACGUUGUUAAUGUUUCAUCUGACCAGUAAUUCCGUUCAUUUCGGAAAUGACUCUGCUCCCAACAGUCAGUCAUCAUCACUCUUCUACCAGCAACUCUACAAGAAAACAGAUGUUGCAUUGUUUUCGCAAAAAUCCAGAGAUGAAGGCGGUUCAGCCCCGAUUGAACAAAAAAUCGACCCAGAGCCCAAGAAGAAAAGGCAGUUGUGUUCCCUUGUUUCACCUAAAUUGAUUGGCUGGACAAAUAUAUCUGCCGAAGCGAUUCUCAAAGAAAAAGAUGACGUCGUGGAGCGCACGAUGGCGGAAAGUGGAGUUGAACCUGGUGGGAAAUACCAAACAAAAGAAUGCCAAUCACGAAGUAAAAUCGCCAUUGUCGUGCCGUUACGAAACAGAACUGAACAUUUGCAAGUUUUCUUGCGUUACAUGCAUCCUUUUCUACAACGGCAGCAACUCGAUUAUGCAAUUAUCGUCGCAGAACAAACUGAGGGUUCAUUAUUCAACCGAGGGGCGUUGAUGAACGUUGGAUUCAAAGAGGCACAAUUACUAGACAAUUUCCAGUGUUUCUUCUUUCACGAUGUCGAUAAUUUGCCAGAGAAUGAUGGCAAUCCGUACAGUUGUCCUGAAGAUGGAAAGCCUCGUCAUAUGACCUUUUCCCUAAGUAGAUGGAAUAACUACAAGCCAUUUCCAGGUUGGUACUUUGGAGGAGUAACUGCUUUAACAGCCAAUGAUUUUCGAAAAAUCAAUGGUUUCUCUAACGUUUAUUGGGGUUGGGGUGGUGAAGAUGACGAUUUACUACGACGCAUCAGGUUCCACAAAAUGACGCCAACGAGGGCAAUGGAUGGGUAUCCAUCCCUUAUUGAGAUGGCUCGUUACAAGACCCUAACUCACAAGAAAGCCGAACCCAGCCCUAUUCGACACAAACUGCUUCGCGAAGGCACUAAACGUCUCAAGUCUGACGGUUUGAAAGAUCUUACAUACAAAAAACUUGCUCUUGAGCUUAAACCACUUUAUACCAAAGUUCUUGUUGAACUUCAACAGCCUGCAAAUCGCAAAGCCCCUGGGCAACAUUGAAUCUUUGUUCUCUUAUCUAUUCUGCAUACGUCUGUCCAACUCAUAUUUCUUUUAACGUUAACAAACAUAUUUAAUUAAAAGGAAGGAAAGAAAAUCGGACACUAGAUGUCCCGAUUGAUGUCUCAUCUUGUCAAGCACAUACUUUCGGCGUGCCUUUGUGAUUUCAUGGAGGUCAGUCGACCGGUUUCGUACCAUUUCGUGUCAUCGUCCUCGUCCAUCUCGUGUUUAAAACUCGUCAUAACGUGACCGUUUGCACGUAGGUUUUAAAAAUGAAACUCAGAUGGGAAAAUUUCGAGAAUAUAACCUAAACUCGAGACGUUCAAAGCAAAUGACCAUAGCAAUGUUCAAUUUUGUCCGUUUUUACAAUUAAUUGUACCACAAUUUGUCGAUUCAUGAUUUUGAAAAUAAAAAUUACAGUAUAAAAAAACUAACAAAUAAA
Messenger RNA from Daphnia magna, 1646 nucleotides. RefSeq names its product beta-1,4-N-acetylgalactosaminyltransferase bre-4. The coding region runs from base 149 to 1207 and encodes 352 amino acids. The transcript has 6 exons. Lineage: Eukaryota; Metazoa; Arthropoda; Branchiopoda; Diplostraca; Daphniidae. Gene Ontology annotation, molecular function: N-acetyl-beta-glucosaminyl-derivative 4-beta-N-acetylgalactosaminyltransferase activity. The record is from RefSeq and is a predicted model, not a curated record. Gene Ontology annotation, biological process: carbohydrate metabolic process; glycosphingolipid biosynthetic process.